Blumeria graminis f. sp. triticale is the source of this 474-nucleotide messenger RNA. The record is from the annotation of a GenBank genome assembly. Lineage: Eukaryota; Fungi; Ascomycota; Leotiomycetes; Helotiales; Erysiphaceae.
AUGGCUUUAUGCCAGAACAGACUUCAGGAGGAGAGGAAGCAAUGGCGAAAGGAUCAUCCUUUUGGCUUUUAUGCAAAGCCUACACGCAAUGCUAACGGUGUACUUGAUCUAAAGACAUGGGACUGUGGAAUACCCGGGAAAGAAAAGACUCUAUGGGAUGGAGGUCUCUUUAAGUUGAGUGUCGUCUUCCCAGAUGAAUACCCAACAAAGCCGCCGAAAUGCAAAUUCGUUCCGCCACUUUUUCAUCCAAAUGUUUACCCAUCUGGAACGGUUUGCCUGUCGAUUCUCAACGAAGAAGAAGGUUGGAAACCAGCUAUAACAAUAAAGCAAAUUCUACUUGGUGUACAAGAUUUACUUGAUGACCCGAACCCAGACUCUCCUGCACAAGCUGAUGCGUACAAUCUCUUCAAAAAAGAUCGACAGGCCUACGAUACCAAAAUUCGUAGAAUUGUUAAGGAAAACCCUGCACCAUAG